AUGGAGCUGCCUUUCACAAACCUUGAAGUAGCUUUCAUCUUGCUGGCUUUUGUCAUUUUCUCCUUGUUUACCCUGGCUUCUAUCUACAGUGACCCCCAUGACAACAAAGAAGAAAAGGAGGUCUACAAGAGAAGGAAAAAAAAAAAAAGGAAAUCUGAGAGCAUUAACUCAUUAAUUGAGGCCCUGUUAGAGGUCUACAGGCUAGCAUCUGGCACAACCAGAGGUACAGGACACAGAUUAGAGCAAAAGCUGACAAGAAUGCGAAGUGCUUGGGGAUCUGUAGUGGAUGUGUCAUUCUGA
Gymnogyps californianus (California condor) is the source of this 300-nucleotide messenger RNA. It is a transcript of the gene SMIM31, whose product is annotated as small integral membrane protein 31. NCBI's taxonomy places the organism in Eukaryota, Metazoa, Chordata, Aves, Accipitriformes, Cathartidae. The record is from RefSeq and is a predicted model, not a curated record. The coding region runs from base 1 to 300 and encodes 99 amino acids. The transcript has 4 exons.